This is a messenger RNA of Closterium sp. Naga37s-1, 810 nucleotides long. Lineage: Eukaryota; Viridiplantae; Streptophyta; Zygnematophyceae; Desmidiales; Closteriaceae. The record is from the annotation of a GenBank genome assembly.
AAUGUACGAGACGGCGAGUACGAGCUGUACCAUCAUGUGCGGGAGCAGGCAAACCUGAAUGUUGAGUUGACUGAGGAGUCACCUCAUCAUGUUGUUCCGCUCCCCUCCCUUUGCCCCCCGCGGCUCUAUCAACAGUGGUACAAUGUACGAGACGGCGAGUACGAGCUGUACCAUCAUGUGCGGGAGCAGGCAAACCUGAAUGUUGAGUUGACUGAGGAGUCACCUCAUCCUGUUGUUCCGCUCCCCUCCCUUUGCCCCCCGCGGCUCUAUCAACAGUGGUACAAUGUACGAGACGGCGAGUACGAGCUGUACCAUCAUGUGCGGGAGCAGGCAAACCUGAAUGUUGAGUUGACUGAGGAGUCACCUCAUCCUGUUGUUCCGCUCCCCUCCCUUUGCCCCCCGCGGCUCUAUCAACAGUGGUACAAUGUACGAGACGGCGAGUACGAGCUGUACCAUCACGUGCGGGAGCAGGCAAACCUGAAUGUUGAGUUGACUGAGGAGUCACCUCAUCCUGUUGUUCCGCUCCCCUCCCUUUGCCCCCCGCGGCUCUAUCAACAGUGGUACAAUGUACGAGACGGCGAGUACGAGCUGUACCAUCACGUGUGGGAGCAGGCAAACCUAAACAUCGUCGCUCGUGAACCAGAGUGGAGGGGGAAGGUGAUAGUCGUGCCACAUGCCGAGCUUACGGGCCCGCAAGGGGCGUUUGUUCGGCAUGUGUGGGGUGGUUUGCUUGAGGGAGAACACGACCGGGUGGUGGUUGAGGCGCUGGAGGAGGCACUGGGGUUUCUGCAGAGUGGAGGGGGAAGGUGA